UCACCAUGCCUCUGCUUUGGCCUUUCCUCGAGCUGAUGCUCUUCAUGCUAGGCUGCUGCUCGGGGGCACCCCAAGGGCGCCCCUCUGCUGGGCCUGUACUGAUCCAGUUCCCCGGCGAGAAAAUGAACAAUCUUACUAACCAGCAAUUCGCUGAGGAAUACCUGAAUCGUUAUGGCUACAUCCCGGCAGGGUUGCUGCACAGAGACCACUCUUCUAUGAAGCAUGCGCUAAGGAAACUCCAGCGUCAGCUGGCCCUGCCAGUGACAGGAGAGCUGGACAGCGCCACCAUAGCAGCAAUGCACGCCCCGCGCUGCGGAGUACCUGACGUGGGCCAAUUCCAAACCUUCGAGGGCGAGCUCAAGUGGAAACACCAGAACAUCACCUAUCGAGUCCAGAAUUACUCCCCAGACCUGCCUCCUGAGGUGACGGAUGAUGCUUUCGACCGAGCCUUCGCUCUAUGGAGUAGCGUGACUCCACUCACCUUCACCCGUCUCAGCAGUGGGGACGCAGACAUCCUUAUCCAGUUUGGGGUCGAAGAACAUGGUGAUGGAUACCCUUUCGACGGAAAACAUGGGCUCUUGGCUCACGCUUUCCCCCCAGGCCCAGGAAUCCAGGGAGAUGCCCAUUUUGACGACGAUGAGUUCUGGACCCUGGGCAAAGGCGCCGUGGUCCAAACGCGGUUAGGGAAUGCAAAGGGGGCACCCUGCCACUUUCCGUUUAUCUUCGAGGGCCGCUCCUACUCUUCCUGUACCGCCGAAGGCCGCACUGACGGGCUGCCCUGGUGCAGCACUACAGCUAACUACGACACUGACAAGCUCUACGGUUUCUGCCCCAGCGAAUUGCUCUACACCCUGAAUGGUAACGCCAACGGAGAUCCCUGUGUGUUCCCCUUCACCUUCGAGGGUCGUUCCUACACAGCCUGCACCACUGACGGACGCUCUGACGGCUACCGCUGGUGCGCCACCACAGCCAAUUAUGAUCAGGACAAGCUUUAUGGCUUCUGCCCCAACCGAGAUACUGCGGUAACCGGAGGCAACUCCCAAGGAGAACCCUGCGUCUUUCCCUUCACUUUCCUGAAUCGAGAAUACUCCACCUGUACCAGUGAAGGCCGCACUGACGGCCACCUCUGGUGUGCGACCACUGAUGACUUUGACCGUGACCGCAAGUGGGGGUUCUGUCAGGAUCGAGGGUACAGCUUAUUCCUUGUGGCGGCACACGAGUUUGGGCACGCACUGGGCUUGGACCACUCAUCUGUACGGGAAGCACUGAUGUUUCCAAUGUACAGUUUUACCGAAGGACCCCCGUUGCAUUCGGAUGAUGUGAAGGGAAUCCAGUAUCUGUAUGGUUCUAGGACUGAGCCGGAACCCAAACCUCCGACCUCUGCUCCUGUAGAGCCGGAUUCCACCACUCAGUCCAAUGCUUGCCCCACUCUGCCCCCCGCUGUCAGACCCACUGGCCCUCCUACCUCUCUCCCCUCGGCACCCCCCACUGCUGGCCCCACUGGGCCCUUAGACCCCUCUGAUGAUGUUUGUGGCGUCCAGAUAUUCGAUGCCAUCGCUGAGAUCCAGGGCCAGCUUCACGUCUUUAAAAACGGGCGGUACUGGAGAAUCCAGCAGGGCUCCAAGGGGCGGCGGGCUCAAGGCCCCUUCUUCAUCGCCAACACCUGGUCUGAAUUGCCCCAGAAACUAGACACCGCUUUUGAAGAUCCACUGACUAAGAAACUCUUCUUCUUCUCAGGCCAAAAGGUGUGGAUAUACACAGGUCAGUCAGUUCUGGGCCCCCGUCGACUGCAGAAACUGGGUCUGGAUCCCAAAGUGCCCAGGAUAACAGGUGCCAUUCAACAUAAUGGGGGCAAGGUGCUACUGUUCAGCCAGAAUCAGUUUUGGAGGUUGGAUGUGAAGAAGCAAAAGGUAGACGGAAGUGAACCUUGCCCUGUGGAGAGCAUGUUCCCUGGAGUACCAGAGAACACUCAUGAUGUUUUCCUGUAUCAAGGAAAGGUGUACUUCUGCCAGGACCACUUCUUCUGGCGCGUGAGCCCUCAUGACCAGGUGAACAAGGUGGACCAGGUGGGCUACGUGACCUACGACCUCCUGCACUGCCCAGAGGAGUAACCUCUCAGCUCCCCUGGGCGCUGCCAGAAUGAUAGAUAUGGAGCUGAGAAGGAGAGGACGAACUGUUGCUGUGCAAAUGGUUUAGAUCUGAAAGGAGAGGAAGGUGCGGGCCGGCCCGCAGCGGGAGGCAGGGCAGGGCAGGGCCCGUUCCUUCCUCGCGGUCAGGAAGGUUUCUAAUAAACUCGGAUUUUCGAA
Messenger RNA from Vombatus ursinus (common wombat), 2306 nucleotides. RefSeq names its product matrix metallopeptidase 9 (gene MMP9). Bases 6 to 2111 code for a protein of 701 amino acids. The record is from RefSeq and is a predicted model, not a curated record. Gene Ontology annotation, biological process: proteolysis; extracellular matrix organization; collagen catabolic process. The transcript has 13 exons. Lineage: Eukaryota; Metazoa; Chordata; Mammalia; Diprotodontia; Vombatidae. Gene Ontology annotation, molecular function: metalloendopeptidase activity; zinc ion binding. Gene Ontology annotation, cellular component: extracellular matrix.